AUGGCGCUGGCUCUGGCUGAUGUCCUGCUGGACGUGUGUCCCAGGGAGUGUGGGAUUUGCUACGAGGCCUACAAAGUGGCUUCCAAGUGGCGGGUGCCCAAGCUGCUGCUGUGCCACCACUCGCUGUGCUUCUCCUGCCUCAGGAAGCUGGUCUGCCAGGCCCAGGCCAUCUCCUUUGUGGUCUGCCCCUUCUGCAGGAUGGAGGAGGAAGAGGCGGCCCCCAGCACCUUGGAGUACUCCACAAGCGAUUCCUCUCUCUCCCUGGACAUGGAGUUUAACUACGUGACCCAUUCAUCUAUCUUCACUAUAAGCAGCGUGGUCUCCCCGUACGGCUUGGCGGUGCCGGGCAGCUCCAGGGCCUGGAGCGGGCUCCACAUGCAGGAGGUGCAGAACGCCUUCUUGGUGGGGCUCCCAGGCCGAGCGGCGUCUGCGGAUGCUCAACCACCCAUCUCCUCGGUGGAGAAUCUGCGCCUGUGCUUCGCCAUGGGCAUCCUCAUCCUCAUCAUCUCUGUCUUCUUCCUGCUGGUGUUCCUGAAGUAG
Messenger RNA from Terrapene triunguis (Three-toed box turtle), 540 nucleotides. Its product is annotated as E3 ubiquitin-protein ligase RNF186-like. NCBI's taxonomy places the organism in Eukaryota, Metazoa, Chordata, Testudines, Emydidae. The transcript has 2 exons. Bases 1 to 540 code for a protein of 179 amino acids. The record is from RefSeq and is a predicted model, not a curated record.